Messenger RNA from Drosophila willistoni, 1211 nucleotides. RefSeq lists its product as uncharacterized. The coding region runs from base 284 to 832 and encodes 182 amino acids. The transcript has 2 exons. Lineage: Eukaryota; Metazoa; Arthropoda; Insecta; Diptera; Drosophilidae. The record is from RefSeq and is a predicted model, not a curated record.
UUUUAUUGUUGUGGUUUUUCCCACAGAACGCUCGAAAGCGGCAAGUCGAGACGAAAAUUUAAUAUCAAGGACUACGAAAAGAACAAGAAUCUCACAAUAGCCAUAGGAUUUACCUGCUCUCUCUCGCACGCAAAGACGGGACGCCGCAAUCAGCUGAUUUGGUGGGACGCGGGCAUCAAUUUUUAUCUGCCUGCCUGCCUGCUUGCCCGUCUGCCUGUCAAGAUUCGCUUUCAAAGAUUCUUCGAGCAUUCUUUGUGAAGUAUUAGUAAUGUAAAGAUUGUCUAUGGAUAUGGACACAAAUUCGGAUGCGUGUUCAAUGUCAUCGCUGGAAAGCGAAAGUGAUCUAUCAUUGGCCUUCGAACAGGAUCAGGAUAAUCAACAGGAUGGUGGUGGAUGUGACGAACUGCCAGCCUUCGAUACACGUGCCCUCUCUCCCCAUGGACGCACUCCGUCGCCCAUUAACGAUUUAAAUCUUUCGGAUAUUGAGACACCUAAGCAACAGCCGCAGCAUCAGUUAGAACAAACGAAAGAUGAUCAGGUCAAUCUUCAAAGUCAUCCCGAUUUUGUGGCUCUACAUGAGAUAAAUGCCCAAAUUAGUCCUCCCAGCGAUGCCAACGAUUCAAAGAACAAUCUAGAGACCAUAUUCGAGGGCGUUUUUCUUCAAACACCGCCACGUGAGAAGACACCAAAAUCAAGCCCAAGCUCAUCAUCCUCCUCUUCACGUUUUACACCGAAACGUAGUCGGGCCAAUCUCAUGGAACUGGUGGCCAUGAAUCGCAUACAAAAUGGCAAAGAGAAUCAAUCACCCUCGACUAAAUGGCAAUGUCAGUAAAUUUCCAAAAUAAAUCUCAAAAACAAAUUCCUAAGAACCAAAGCCAUAAAUGACGACUGUCCAACAACCCACCCAUCUAGCACCUCAUUCAAAGACAACCCACCCUAGCUAAACUGCAUCCCUAAUCCAUUUUUAGUCUAGACUUAAGUUUUUCAAAACAUCUCUCUUCAUUUGCCAUCUAUUCUUCUAUAAUAUUCUUUUUUUUUUUACUUUUGUAAUGCAUUUACACACACAGUUUGUGUAUUUGUAACGAGAACACGAUGAUUUUAUGAUAGACAUAGAGAUAACAAGAACAAGAACAAAAAAGCGAAACGAAAAAUAAAACAAAGUAUAAUUGUCUUUCCAUGUUUUAAACAUUAAAUACAAAAUUGUUGGAAAA